Aspergillus sclerotioniger CBS 115572 is the source of this 1296-nucleotide messenger RNA. RefSeq names its product SDR family oxidoreductase. The record is from RefSeq and is a predicted model, not a curated record. Lineage: Eukaryota; Fungi; Ascomycota; Eurotiomycetes; Eurotiales; Aspergillaceae. Bases 50 to 1201 code for a protein of 383 amino acids. The transcript is spliced from 5 exons.
CAUCACCACCACCAUCACCCAUUACCCCACAAGAGCAGAAUCCACCAACAUGUCCCCCCUCCCCCAAAAAGUCGCCCUCGUCACCGGCGCCAACGGCAUCAGCGGCUACUCGAUCGUAGAGCAUCUCAUCCGCCAACCCAAAGAAGAAUGGACCAAAAUAAUCAUCACCUCUCGCCGCCCCCUCCCAACCCCCUGGAUUGACCCCCGCGUCGAAUUCAUCGCCGUGGAUUUCCUCUCCCCCGUGAAAACCAUCAUCGCCCAACUAAAGCAGAUCUGCAUCCCCGUAACCCAUGCCUUCUUUACCUCAUACGUCCACGACGACGAUUUCCGUGUCCUCCGGGAAAAAAACAUCCCCCUGUUUCGCAAUUUUCUGGAUGCGGUGGAUGCAGCGUGUCCGCGCUUGGAGAGGGUUUGUUUGCAGACGGGGGGGAAGUACUACGGCGUCCACCUCGGACCUGUCAAAGUGCCUCUUGAAGAAACUUUCCCUCGAUAUGACGAUCACGGGUAUAAUUUCUAUUAUAACCAGGAGGAUUAUUUGAAGGUGGUUCAGAGGAGACGGAAUGUAUGGUCGUGGAAUGUGAUUCGUCCGAAUGCGAUUAAUGGGUUUGCGCCGCAUGCAAACGGAAUGUCCGAGGCCCUAACCAUCGCCAUCUACAUGCUCAUCUGUCGAGAACUUGACCAACCUGCUACAUUCCCCGGGAAUGAAUAUUUCUGGAACUCGAUUGAUGAUAACUCCUACGCUCCGAGUUUAGCUGAUCUGACUGUGUGGGCUUCAACGAAGGAGCAUUGUAAGGAUGAAGCGUUCAAUCAUGUUAACGGAGACGUCUUUGUUUGGAAGUAUAUGUGGCAGGAUGUGGCGGGCUAUUUCGGCGUUGAGGUCCCGGAACCCAAGUUUGAAAAGGCCGCCGGACAGGCAAAUACUCUAAGUAAUGAGAUUGAUAUGGUGGAAUGGGCAAAGGAUAAGCGGGAGGUGUGGGAGAGGGUGGUGCAGAAGUAUGGAGGAAAGGCCGAGGCUUUUGAUUGGGGUACUUGGGGGUUUUUUAACUGGGCGACUGGAAAGUCGUGGUUGACGAUCUCGUCUAUAAAUAAGGCGAGGAAGUAUGGGUGGCAGAGGCACGAUAGCACUUUUGAGACAUGGAUUGAGACGUAUAGGUCGUUUGAGAAUGCGGGGGUUCUUCCUGCGCAUGCGAAGUUGGUAUGAUGGGUUUGCUGUGUUGUUUGAGAUUUGACGGUGGUUUAGUGGAACGGAGUUGAUUGAAGGGCUUUAGCAGUGUACAAUGUGACCUGAUGGCUAGG